AUGAAGAUUUUUAUAGCAGCAACCAUCAUUUUUAUUUUAUGUCUAAUCCUUGAUGUAAUAUAUGAUCAACAAUUAUGGGAUGUUAAUACAAGAAUUACUAAAUAUAUGUAAAAAUAGCAAACCCCUGGGUUGUAAAGUAUGUUUAAUUUCUUUUCUAAUUGGAUAAACAUUUUUCCUGGAAUAGCUUUAUUAAUGUUUAUAUUUACAGAAAAUAAAUUGGCAUCCAUCAUAUAUAUGUGCUUAAUAUAAUUUACAAUUUCAUUUAACUCAAUUCUUAAAAAUGUAUAUCAUUAACCAAGACCUUAUUGGAUUGAAUCUGACAUUGUGGCAUUGUCUUGCAAUAAAGAGUUUGGUAAACCAUCAGGACAUGCUAUGGGAUCAUUGAUGAUGUCUUUUUUAUUGCCUUUGAUGGUUCUGCCUAAUACCUUUUACAAAAAGCCAAAGCUAAUUAAAAGUAUAAUCAUAUGUUUUGCUUCUAUAUGGACUUUUAUGACUGCAUUAUCUCGUAUUUAUUUAGGNUGA
Paramecium primaurelia is the source of this 522-nucleotide messenger RNA. NCBI's taxonomy places the organism in Eukaryota, Ciliophora, Oligohymenophorea, Peniculida, Parameciidae. The record is from the annotation of a GenBank genome assembly.